Rotaria sp. Silwood1 is the source of this 585-nucleotide messenger RNA. Lineage: Eukaryota; Metazoa; Rotifera; Eurotatoria; Philodinida; Philodinidae. The record is from the annotation of a GenBank genome assembly.
AUGAAUUCCAAACGUUUUCAAACUUUAUUGUUACUAAUAUGUAAUGAGAAAUGUAAUAUGAAUAUAAACGAAGAUUAUUUAAUUAAACACUUAAACAUAAUUAGAAAUAAAUUAAAUGUAUAUGAUGUUCACUUAUCUGUACUUGGUUUAGCUGGAUUAAAUUAUGUCAUUUAUCAAGAUAAAAACAAACUACUUGAACCUAAUUGGUCAAAGAUAACCAUGUAUACAAGACUAGUUGUAAAUUUAAUACAUGAAUUUUUUUUUUAUGUAUUUGCACGAUCAUAUUUUAAUGAUCUUUCAUAUGGUAUAUCUCAUCGAGUAGAAUCUUUAGAAGAUGGAUAUUUGUUUGAAAAGCAAGUUUUUAGUACAAUAAAAUAUAAUUUUUGGUAUGAUGAUAGUUGUUGCCAAUUAAUAUUUGAUAAAAAUACAUGGUCAUCAUCAGCAAAUACUUCUUUAUUUACAAGUGAUAUAUUAACAAAAUUAGAAGAUAUCACUAAAGAGAAUCCAAAAUUUGGUGGAAAUAUAAGAAAUAUACAGUAUUUUGGAAUUGAAUAUUUUCGUAAUAUAAAACUUACAUAUGAAUAA